AUGGAAAAUCUUUCGAUCUAAAACUAGAAAUAUAUAUCCAACUACUAACUAUCCAACAUCAACAACUCCAUACUUAACAACUAUUGUGGCAACAACUAAUAAUGCGACAUCAUGAAUGAUGAUAUAAAUCAAGUAUCGAUUGAGUAAUUCCCGAUCUCAAAUUCACUUAUAUCCUUGAAUGAAAACUGCGACUCAAUGCACUCUCUAAAUAGCAACACAAUCAUUAAUAAUUCCAAUCCUAAUUGCAAUUCAGGUACUAUUCCAUUUAAGCAAACGAAAAUGCUUAAUAAAAAGAUUGUCUAUGCAUAGAUGGACACUCAAGAAACUGAUCAUAUGUGUGAUUGGUUUAUGAAGUACAAACUAGAGUAAAAGGAUUCUGAGAUGACUAAAAGAAUGAUAAAGCAAAAAGAUGAAGAGCUGGAAAAGAAUAACUAGCUGAUGAAUCAAUUUAUAAAUUCACUUCAGGAGUAUAAAAUUAUCUACUCAUAGGCUGAGACUUAAAGAAGAUUGCAAAUGGAACAGCAUAAAAAGACACUAACUCUGCUAGAAGAAAAAAUCAGAAAAGAGAAAAGAAUUUGGCUUAGUGAGUAAUCAAUAAGGUUGGGAAGGCCAACAACUUAAAGAUAAAGUACUAAGUAUGUUGAGAUAUGGGAAGAAGGGGAAGUAUUUAAAAAGAUACAUCAGAAACUCAAAGAUAUUUAGAGGGAAAAGGAACAAAUUGAAAGAUUAAAGAAGUCAAGUAAUAAGAGUAAAUCAAUAUCGAAGAAAAUAGGAAAAGAACUACCGUAAGUACCUUAAGACGGAUUUUCCAAUGGUAGUUAAAGAUAAAAUUGUGGGAUGAUAGGUUACACUGAAAAUAGUGAAUAUGAUCUUGAGCAAUCAGAGUUUAAUAAUAUUGAUAAAAAUGAGUAGAAGGAAAUCUAUCAAUUCAAAAUGAGAAUGCUUGAGAAUGAAGAGAAAAGAUUUCUACUUGGCAAGGGUGGUUAUUCUGAAGUGUACAAAGCCUAUGAUCUUGAAUAUUGUAGAGAGGUAGCAUGUAAAAUUCAUCAUUUCGACGACACUUGGAAUGAAAACAUCAAAGAGAGCUAUAUAAAACAUGCAUUAAGAGAAAAUGAGAUACAUAAAGACCUUAAUAACAGAAGAAUAGUUAGACAAUUUGAUACUGUAGAGAUUGAUCAUAAUAGUUUCUGUACAAUUUUAGAAAUAUGCUCAGGCCCUGAUCUUUACUUUUACCUCAAGUAAUAAAAAUAGAUUCCUGAAAAAGAAGCCAAGCUUAUAAUCUCUCAAAUUUUGAGUGGGCUAAAGUAUCUCAAUGAUUUUAAAUAGAAAAUCAUUCAUUAUGAUCUAAAGCCAUAGAAUAUUUUAUUCCACAAUGGUGAGGUCAAGAUCACUGAUUUUGGCCUGUGUAAGGCAAUGGAUGAGAACUCUGAAAAAAUAGAAUUAACAUCGCAGGGUGUUGGGACUUACUGGUAUUAAGCACCAGAGUGUUUCUUAAUGACUGGAUAGCCUGUUGAAAUAGAUUCGAAGGUUGAUGUUUGGAGUGUUGGAGUCAUAUUUUUUGAGAUACUAUUUGGCCAAAAACCUUUUGGUCAUGAUAAAUCUUAAUAAGCUAUCCUGUCAGAUUAAACCAUAUUGAAUGCAAGAGAAGUGAUAUUUCCAUAGAAACCAAUAAUCAGUGAUGGUUGCAAAGAGUUUAUUAGGAAGUGUUUAGCAUAUAAUUAGAAAGACAGAUACGAUGUUUAUGAAGCAUAUUAUAGUCCAUACUUAAAAGGACCUAAUUAAAAUGGGACACCAAAUUAGAUCUCAUCCUUAGCUCGAAACUCAAACAAAUCUUGA
This is a messenger RNA of Stylonychia lemnae, 1836 nucleotides long. The record is from the annotation of a GenBank genome assembly. Lineage: Eukaryota; Ciliophora; Spirotrichea; Sporadotrichida; Oxytrichidae.